AUGGCAUUUUCGACAUUGCUGCAGACACUCCUUGCCGCCAUCCUGUGCGCUGCAACGACAUCCGGAACUGUUGUCACGUAUGAUUUCAAUAUUUCGUGGGUGCCUGCAAGCCCCGAUGGCUUCAGCCGGCCAGUGAUCGGCGUGAACGGCCAGUGGCCGCCUCCAACCAUCAGCGCGGAUCUGGGGGACACAGUCGUGGUAAAUGUGCUCAACUUGCUUGGGAACCAGUCCACAUCUUUACACUUCCAUGGCCUCUUUAUGAAUGGCACCAACGAGCUAGAUGGUGCCGCCCAAGUCAAUCAGUGUCCUAUCGCUCCUGGUUCAUCUUUCACGUAUAGAUUCAAGGUUUCCCAGGCUGGGCUCUACUGGUACCAUUCCCAUGUCCAGGGCCAAUACCCUGACGGUCUCCGAGGGCCACUGCUCAUUCGCGACCCGGAUCAUCCAUACCGUGGACAAUAUGACGACGAGUUAGUCCUGUCCGUUUCGGACUGGUACCACGAUCAGAUGCCCGACCUGAUUCCCCACUAUCUGCACGAUGGAGGCAUGAUGUCGCAGGAGCCAGUGCCCGACGCCAACUUGCUGAACGAUACCCAGGGGCUUCAAAUCCCAGUUGUGCCGGAAAGGACAUACUUGGUGCGCCUGGCCAACAUGGGCGCGUUCGCAGGUCAGUAUUUCUGGAUCGAGGGCCACACGAUCAAGAUUGUCGAAGUGGACGGCGUUUAUACCAAGCCGGCGGAGACCGCCAUGAUGUUCCUUUCCUCCGGACAGCGGUGCAGCUUCCUCGUCACGACCCAGUCGGAUCGCAACAGAAACUACCCCAUGGUUGCUUCCAUGGACCCCAGCCUGACCAACAUACGCAACAGUGCAAGUCAGAACGUGACCGGAUGGCUGGUCUACGCGCCCGAUCAACCUCUACCACAGGCCCAGCUUGUUUCCAACUACGAUCCCAUUGACGAUGUGACGUUGGAGCCAUACGACGAAAUGCCUUUACUACCUCGACCGGACCAGAGCAUCGUCUUGAGUCUGGGAAUGUCACACAGUGGUGGCAUCAAAUGGUUCUUUAACUCAACGAGAUACGCUGCCCCGGAGAUUCCAUCGCUUUACACAGCGUUAACCAGUGGGCCCUUCGCAACAGACCGCUCGAUAUACGGUGCAUCGACCAAUCCAUUCGUAUUGCAGCACAACGCGGUCGUCGAGAUCAUCCUCUACAACCACCACAUGGUUCGGCACCCGUUCCAUCUACACGGCCACAAUUUCCAAGCGGUGUACCGCUCCGCCAAGAAAGCGGGCAGCUUUUUCAGCAGCGGCCUCGGGGAGGAGGACUUCCCGAGGGCCCCCGUAAGGAGGGACACACUCUUGCUGGAGCCCGGGGGCUUCAUGGUCUUGAGAUUCCGGGCCGACAACCCCGGCGUCUGGCUGUUCCACUGCCACAUGGAGUGGCACGUAGAAACAGGCCUGGUAGCCACGAUGAUCGAGGCGCCCUUGGAGCUUCAACAACAGCACAAGGACCGCCCGUUGCCUGCGAUCUCGUGCGAUGCUGCGGAUAGCCACCAGGAAGAGCACGAUGUGAGCGCGCCCGAAAGCGAACAUAAAACCGGCUCGGAAACGCAGGAAAGCAAGAAGACAAGCAGAAGGUGA
Messenger RNA from Cladophialophora psammophila CBS 110553, 1638 nucleotides. RefSeq lists its product as uncharacterized. The transcript has 4 exons. Bases 1 to 1638 code for a protein of 545 amino acids. The record is from RefSeq and is a predicted model, not a curated record. NCBI's taxonomy places the organism in Eukaryota, Fungi, Ascomycota, Eurotiomycetes, Chaetothyriales, Herpotrichiellaceae. Gene Ontology annotation, biological process: cellular response to iron ion starvation; reductive iron assimilation. Gene Ontology annotation, cellular component: high-affinity iron permease complex. Gene Ontology annotation, molecular function: copper ion binding; ferroxidase activity.